Molecule: messenger RNA, 1569 nt
Organism: Psilocybe cubensis
Lineage: Eukaryota; Fungi; Basidiomycota; Agaricomycetes; Agaricales; Agrocybaceae
Exons: 8
Coding region: 1-1569 (522 amino acids)
Biological process (GO): phosphatidylinositol-mediated signaling; lipid metabolic process
Molecular function (GO): phosphatidylinositol-4,5-bisphosphate phospholipase C activity
Source: RefSeq, a predicted model, not a curated record
AUGUCAGUUGAAGGCCCAGCACCCCAAGUUUUGCAGGAACAAUUGUCGCACGUUUACGACAUCCAUACGCGUCAUAAUCUACAUCCACCAUCUAAGCAUGAAGAGCACGGGAACGUGAGGUUGAGCGACGAAAUACUCCGCUUCCUAGAAAGCGUCGAGGAGAGUGUAGACUUAAUUCUUCAAAGACCCGUUUUGCGCCCUUCCCCAGUUGAUGAAACCCUUCCAUUGACGCAUUACUUCAUUUCAUCCUCUCAUAAUACUUAUCUGCUCUCACGACAACUGGUGGGAAAAUCGUCUGCCGCAUCUUACACUCAUGUUUUAGGCAGGGAUGGGCGCUGCGUAGAAAUUGAUGUUUGGCCCUCAUCCGGAGGCUUGGUCGUAACACACGGGUAUACAUUUAGCAAAGGCGUGUCAUUUUCUUCAGUUUGCGAGGCAAUUGGUGAAGCUGCAACUCCUGGAUGUUGGCCCAUUUUUGUGAGCCUCGAGUGCCACGUCGAUGUUGAUGGUCAACAGGAAAUGGUCAAGCAAAUGCGCAGCGCGUGGGGGGACAAACUCGUCAACGGAAAAGUUGAGGGUGUUGAGGAUGAAAAAAUAUCUCCGUCGGAUCUGCGAGGAAAGAUUGUGCUUAUGGUUGAAUACUAUCCAGCAUUGAUAUCAGGCACAGGGGAAACCGAUGAUACUGCUUCAGUCGCUUCGGAAUCCUCCGGGGAAGAGGAGGGUGAGGUUGCAGAAACCGCUGUGGACAAGAACAAGAUGAUGCCCAAUCGUAUUUCAGAGGAACUCGCUGAGCUCGGAUAUUAUGCCCGAAGCAUAAAACCAUCAAGGGGAUGGCUUUUACAAAAAAUAUCUUCGCCUGCACACGUUCUGAUCAACAUCUCGGAAUCUGCAUGUCUGUCUUUAAUCCCUACUUCGUUUGCAUCGCUUGUAGAUCAUGGCUCCAGACAUCUUCGUCGCAUCUACCCCAAAGGGACUCGCAUAGGAUCAAGCAACUUUAAUCCACUGAUCUUUUGGAGAAAUGGAAGUCAGGUUGCGAGCUUAAACUGGCAGGUGUAUGAUCUAGGCAUGCAAGUCAACGAAGCGAUGUUUUGUGGUACUUCUGGAUGGGUGGCAAAACCUGUCGCAUCUAGAAAGAGGCUUGAUGACGAGUAUAACUUGCCUGGUGGUAGACAAAAAUUAGUGGUCGACAUUGCUGGCGUCAGCUCCUUACCAGCCCCUAAUGGUCGAUCGGGGAAGUCCUUCUCCACUUACAUACGGGCACAAUUGCUUCAUGGAAGCAAAGACCUCAUGUGGCGCUCGAAGACGCACAAAACCAAACAUCAUCCUGAGUAUGGUGCUGAUGUCUUAUGGAACACUCAGUUCGAAUGGGAGUUUGAAUCCGAUGAAAUGGCCUUCAUAAGGUUUGUCGUAUUCGAAGAUGAGUUUGGUAUAGAUGACAAGAUAGCGGUGUUUUGCGCCCGAAUCAACCACCUAACCCUGGAUGAGUGGGUUUUGGUGAGACUAAUGAAUAUGAAAGGCAAAAAUUCGGGUGCGACAGUACUUGCAAAAUUUUCCUUAUCCCCCGUUCAGUAA